AGUGUGUCGGGUACCCUAUCGUUCGAUUUCGAUCCGACGCGUAGUGUCGACUUGGUGACCAGUCAUGCGCUUAUCGCCGCGUCCUCCCGUGACGCUUCCAAGCGUCGGUCUCGAUUCGAACAUUCGGUCGCGGUCCAUCACCCCAAGUCGUCACAUUUCGAUUUCCCUCCUCUCGCCCAGUACCAUGAAGGCUGCGCUCAUCCUCGCGCUUACGUCGGCCGUUGUCGCCGACACGCUUGAAGCCGACACCAAGGUCGUCGACGUCUGGGGCCAGUGCGGCGGCAAGGACUACAACGGCGACAAGGCGUGUGGCAGCGGCAACUACUGCAAGGUCAUCAACGAAUGGUACUCGCAGUGCCAGCCCGGCGGCAACGGCCAAGUCGGUGUCUGGGGCCAAUGCGGCGGCAAGGACUACAAGGGCGCGACCCAGUGCACGUCCGGCAACGAGUGCAAGGCCUGGAACGAGUGGUACUCGCAGUGCAUUCCUGGCAGCGCGACGACCGCGCCCGUCUCGGGGGCUCGGACGUCUCGCCGCCUCUCAACUGGGUCCAAGUCGACGGCGUCUGCUACACCAAACGGCAUUUCGUCGUACGAGGCGUGCAUUGCUGAAGCCAGCAAACGCGGCAAGCUCUACGCCACCUGGAAGGACAACACGUGCACCGUGCUGCAGACCGUCUACACGUACACGCUCGACAAGGCGUGCAAGGGCGCGGCCAAGUACAACCUCGACAAGUGGCAGUGCUCGGGCAACCACGACUUUUGGGGCAACGACGUCGGCCAGGCGCAGACGCGCUUCGACCGGUGCCUCGACUCGUGUGAAAACUUUAAGGACGGCGACAAGAAGUGCAACGCCGCGACGUGGGUGCGCAACCCUGGCAGCGAGUACGGCGUCUGCUUCUUCAAGUCGUUUGACGACCGGAACAAGCGCCCGUCGAUCAACGACCUCGGCGCAAUUGCUUGCAACCGCCUUGCCUCGUCGCAGUGA
Messenger RNA from Saprolegnia parasitica CBS 223.65, 985 nucleotides. RefSeq lists its product as hypothetical. Gene Ontology annotation, molecular function: cellulose binding. Bases 65 to 985 code for a protein of 306 amino acids. The record is from RefSeq and is a predicted model, not a curated record. Lineage: Eukaryota; Oomycota; Saprolegniomycetes; Saprolegniales; Saprolegniaceae. Gene Ontology annotation, cellular component: extracellular region. The transcript is spliced from 2 exons. Gene Ontology annotation, biological process: carbohydrate metabolic process.